Messenger RNA from Gavia stellata (red-throated loon), 4278 nucleotides. Its product is annotated as alpha-2-macroglobulin-like protein 1. The record is from RefSeq and is a predicted model, not a curated record. NCBI's taxonomy places the organism in Eukaryota, Metazoa, Chordata, Aves, Gaviiformes, Gaviidae. Gene Ontology annotation, molecular function: endopeptidase inhibitor activity. The transcript has 35 exons. The coding region runs from base 1 to 4278 and encodes 1425 amino acids. Gene Ontology annotation, cellular component: extracellular region.
AUGAGGUCCUUGGCUGCCCUGCCCGUCCUGCUGCUCCUCAUCCUGCACCUCACCGCUGGGGCGUCUGCAGCACUGAGUUACGUGAUCACAUCCCCAGCUGUGAUCUACCACCCCCACACAGCGAUGCUGUGGGUCCAUCUCAGUGGCCUCCACAAGCCCGUCCAGGUGACCGUCCAACUGCAGAGAGCAGACAGGACCCAUAACAUCACCCUGCUGGAGAGGGAGGUCCAGGAGCCUCAGCUGUACCUGAACAUCACCUUUCCCGCUCCAGCCCCUGCCAAAGGGAAGGAGGAAAUCGCAGACCUGCACAUCUCAAUCCAAGGAGAUUCCCUGGAUGUCUCCAAGAAGAAGAAGGUGAUGCUGAGAGCCCUGGAGCCUGGGAUCUUCAUACAGACAGACAAGGCUGUCUACAAGCCUGGACAGCAAGUGAAGUUUCGCAUUGUCUCUUUGGAUAAAGACUUCACUCCCAGCAAUAAGAAGCUGCCCCUUGUGCUCCUGAAGGAUCCCAGCGGGAACCGCAUCGCGCAGUGGCGGGAGGUGAGCCCGCGGCAGGGCAUCGUGGAUCUGUCCCUCCCACUGGCUGCAGAGCCGGCUCUGGGCACGUACAUCAUUGAGGCGGAGGGGCAGAGCCACUCCUUCAGUGUGGAGGAAUAUGUGCUGCCCAAGUUUGAGUUGACCAUUGAUCUCCCCGCCGUGGUGCUAGAGAAGGACAAGAAGUUCCAGAUGGAGAUUUGUGGACGGUACACCUACGGGAAGCCCGUCCAGGGGAAGGUCCAGGCCAGCUUGUGCCAGCCCUUCAGUAUCCUGUACGAACUUCACGGUGUCCCCCAGAAAGAGAUGUACUGCAUCGAGGUCGGCGGGCAGACUGAGAAGAACGGCUGCUUUUCAACAGAGGUUUUGUUGACUGCCUUCAACCUGACCAGCUCCAUGUAUCAGAAGCAAUUCCAAGUCCAGGCAUCGCUGGUGGAGGAUGGGACAGGGCUGGAGCUGAAAAACACUAAGAGCUGCAAGAUUUUACCCGAAAUCCUCACUGUCACCUUUGAAAACACCAAUGAUUUCUACAAGCCCGGCAUCCCCUACACUGGGAUGAUGCUGCUGAAGGGAGCCGACGGUGCCGUGCUGCCACAGAAGCAGCUCUUGCUCAUCGUUAGCCAGGAAGGAAAAGAUACGAGACAGACCUUCCUGACAGACAGAUCGGGGAGAGCCUCCUUCGAGCUGGAGACCUCUGGAUGGAGUGGCAUGGUCUCCUUGCGUGGUCAAGUCAACAAAGCAGCUCACACCCAGAAUGACAGAUCGACACUCAUCUAUCCAAAUGCUUAUGCCUACCUCAGCCCCUUCUUUUCGGCGAGCAGGAGCUUCCUGCAGAUCCGUCGCCCGGAGAGUGAGCUGCCCUGCGGCCAGCCCCAGCAGCUCUGGGUGGACUACAUCUUCAGCAAGGAGGCCCUGGGGACUCAGCCGGAGAGCCUGGAUGUGGUCUUCCUGGUCCUGGCCAAGGGGACCAUUGCCUCUGUCCUCAGGAAAGAGCUGCCUCCAGAGGCUGGGCUGAGAGGCUCCUUCUCCCUGGAGCUGCCUAUCGGCCCUGAGCUGGCACCCAUGGCCAAGGUGCUGGGCUACGUGGUGCUGCCUGAUGGUGAGAUGGUGGCUGACAGCACCAAGCUCAACGUGGCCAAGUGCUUCCCCAACAAGGUGAAGAUGGCUUUUUCGGAGGACAGGGCUCUGCCCGGCUCGGCACUGCGGCUGGAGCUGGAGGCUGCCCCAGGGUCCCUGUGCGCUGUCCGUGCUGUGGACCGCAGCGUGCGGCUCUUGAAGCCCGAGGCUGAGCUCAACACGGAGGCAAGGAAUUCCCAGAUGGACACCUACAAGUUAUUUCAGAAUGCAGCACUGAAACUUUUCACCAAUGCCAAGACCAGCGAUGAUUGCAAAGAGAGGUUCGGCUUGCCUGGGAGAGCGGGUCCCCAAGGUCCCAGAGGUGGCUUUGAUUUCUAUGUCACCUAUUUGAGGAAAGGAAUUGAUGACCCAAAUGUAAUGUACCAUGGUGUCCCAGAAGUAAUGGACGGUGGUAUCCCAGUUGUCGCUGUCCAGGAAGAGCCACCGGCACCCCGGACGUAUUUCCCAGAGACGUGGCUGUGGGACCUGGUCCCCGUGGGGGAGGGGGGUUCUGCGGAGGUGACGGUGACAGUGCCCGAUGCCAUCACCAAGUGGGAAGCUGGGAUGUUCUGCAUGGCCCCACGGGGCUUGGGGCUGGCCCCUGCCACCACCCUCACGGCCUUCAAGCCCUUCUUUGUGGAGCUGGCGCUGCCCUAUGCCGUGGUCCGCCAUGAAGCCUUCACCCUCGUGGCCACCGUCUUCAACUACCUGCGGCAGUGCCUGCGGGUUCGGGUGACACUGGUGGAGUCGGCGGAGCUGGAGGUGUCAGCGAGCGUGGGCGAGGUGUACAGCGGUUGCAUCUGUGCAGACGAAGCAAGGACCUUCCGAUGGGGCGUGCGAGCCACCAGCCUGGGGGAGGUGAACAUCACCGUCAGCACUGAGGCCCUCAGCUCCAAGGAGCUCUGCGGCAACGAGAUGCCCAUGGUGCCAGCCCAAGGGCGCGUGGACACUGUGAUAAAGCCCUUGCUGGUGCAGCCUGGGGGGAUCCUGGAGGAGAAGGCACACAACUCCCUGCUCUGCCAGGAAGUUGCUGAAGAAAUCUCCCUGGAGGUUCCUGCAAAUACCUUGGAGGGCUCCCAGCGAGCCCACAUCACCGUGAUGGGUGACAUCAUGGGCAAUGCUCUGCAGAACCUGGACUGCCUCCUGGCCAUGCCCUACGGCUGUGGGGAGCAGAACAUGGUCCGCUUUGCCCCCAACAUCUACAUCCAGCAGUACCUGGAGAAGAGUGGGCAGCUGCACCCCGACAUCCGUACCAAGGCGCAGGGCUUCCUGCAGAGCGGGUAUCAGCGAGAGCUGCUCUACAAACACAAUGAUGGCUCUUACAGCGCCUUCGGGAAGAGUGAUCCCAGCGGCAAUACCUGGCUGACGGCGUUCGUCCUCAAGUCCUUCGGGCAAGCCAGAGCCUACGUGGCCAUCGAGGAGCGGCACAUCACAGACGCGCUGCACUGGUUGCAGAAGAAACAACGGGAGACGGGCUGCUUCCGCAGUGUGGGGAAGCUCUUCAACAACGCCCUGCAGGGUGGCAUCUCCGAUGAGCUCUCACUGUCGGCUUAUGUCACGGCUGCGAUGCUGGAGCUGGGGCUGUCCCCAGCGGACCCGAAAGUGAGCUCAGCCCUGCAGUGCCUGGAGGCCUCAGCCACGGACGACCCUUACACGCAGGCGCUGCUGGCCUAUGUCUUUGGGCUGGCGGGGCGCAGGGAGCAGCAGCAAGCCCAGCUGCAGAGCCUGGCCCAGCACAGUGUCAGCGCAGGGGGGCAGCUCUACUGGCGGAGGAAGGGGAAGGCUCUGCCCCCCUCGCAGCCCUCCUGGGCUGCCGCUGCACCAGCGGAGGUGGAGAUGACCGCCUACGUCCUCCUGGCCUACCUCUCCCAGCCCCAACUGUCCUCUGCCGACCUGGGAACUGCUUCCCAAAUCGUCCGCUGGCUCAGCAAGCAGCAAAACCCCUACGGGGGCUUUGCCUCAACGCAGGACACCGUGGUGGCCCUGCAAGCCCUGGCCAAGUACGCCGCCCUGACAUACGGCAGCAAUGGGGAGAUCAUGGUGACGGUGACGUCCCCGACGGGCACCACGCAGGACUUUGUGCUGCACAACAGCAACCGGCUGGUGCUGCAGCAGGCGGCUCUGCACGAGCUGCCAGGGACGUACGGGGUGCGAGCUCGCGGGCAGGGCUGCGCCCUGGUGCAGGUGACCCUGCGCUAUAACGUACCACCCCCUCCAACCACGGGGAUGUUUGACCUCCAUGUGGAGACGGAGCCCGGGGAGUGCACAGGGGAUGCCAGAACCCGCUUCCAUCUCCUCCUCCGGGCACGGUACACUGGGGACCGUCCCGCCACCAACAUGGUUGUCAUCGAGGCCAAGCUGCCGUCUGGCUACAUCCCGGACAAGAGCUCUGUGGUGGAGCUGAAGAGGCAGAAGCUGGUGAAGAAGGUGGAGGUGCAGCCCGACCAGCUGACGAUUUACCUGGAUGAGCUGACAAAGGAGGAGGAGACCUUUGCCUUCACCGCCACGCAGGACUUCCCCGUGAGGAACCUCCAGCCAGCCACCGUGACGCUGUACGACUACUACGAGACAGGUGACCGCACGGAUGCUGCCUACAGUGCACCUUGCAGCUCAGGUAGGGGCCGAGCCUGA